AUGUCAGAUAUCGAAGAUAGCAAUAGUUCAGGUAAAAGAGUAUUAGGAUUGCCAGAUGUAGAUCCAACACAACCAGAUACUUUUGAAACACCAGACCCACCAGAACCAAUUUCAAAUUCUUCAGAUGAACCAACCGAAUUGGUCAAUGAAAAUAUUGAUAGAACAUCAUUAAAACCAGCUAAAGCACAUUUAAAAUUUGCAAAUAGAAAAUUUAAUAAUAACAAUGAGGAUUUUUCAGAUUCAAUUUAUAAAAAAAAUAAAGUUAGAACUGGUGGAUUAUUAAAGAAUCAAACCGUUUUCGAUAUAUUACCAAACGAAGAAACUAAAAUAGAAACCCCACUCCAAAAAUUCCAAAGACUCCAAUUUGAAAUAAUGACAUUCCGUGAAGAAAUGCAAGAUAUAGCAAAUAGAGAUGGUGAAGUUGAAAAAGAUAUUAAAGGCGUUGAUUUAGCACAACAAUUAGCAGAAUUACAAAAUCAAUUAACUCAUCUUUUAGAUAACGAUAAACUUAAACCAAUCUUGGAAGAAAGUAAACAAGUUGUUCAUUAUUCACAAAUUCAAAAUAAUUCAUCAAAAAAAUUAAUAUCAGAAAUUGAAUCAUUCACAUCAACAACUACCAACAACGAUAAAGAAUCAAACACAGAUAGUAAUAAUAAUAAUAAUAAUAAAAGCAAUAUACCAAAUCACGUAACUUAUGAAUUGUUUUAUACUGGUGAACAAGCCAAGUCACAACAACUUCAAAGAAUUACCGAUCUCGAAAAAAGAUUAUCUAAAUUAGAAGUUUCAACUGGAAAUAAAUCAACUGACUCUGUACCAAUUACCCAAUCCAUUUUAGAAAUUAAAGAAAAAUUAUCAUUAUUAGAUACUACAAAGAUCGAUGUUUUACAACAAAAAAUGAAGUCAUUAUCAAAAGAAAUGGAUCAAUUAAAAAAUCAAGACGAAGUAUCAACUAAAGCAUUAACCACCAAUGAAAAGAAAAUUAAUGAUAUUUUUGAAACCAUGAAUAAAUGGGAUUCAGUUUCACAACAAGUUCCAGCAAUUAUAAAUAGACUUUACACUUUAAGAUCACUCCACGAAGAAGGUAUUUCAUUUUCAAACCAUAUCAGUAAUUUAGAUAGACAACAAAAUGAUAUUACUUCACUUUUAAAAUCAAAUUCAUCAAUUAUGAAUAAAAUGGACGAUAGUUUUAAACAAAAUCUUUUAACAAUUAAAUCAAACAUUGAACAUUUAGAAAAAAGAAUUUCAGAUUUACAACAAAAACAACAACAACAACAACAACAAUAA
Messenger RNA from Dictyostelium purpureum, 1284 nucleotides. Its product is annotated as dynactin 50 kDa subunit. The transcript is spliced from 4 exons. Gene Ontology annotation, cellular component: dynactin complex; cytoplasm. Bases 1 to 1284 code for a protein of 427 amino acids. Lineage: Eukaryota; Evosea; Eumycetozoa; Dictyosteliales; Dictyosteliaceae. The record is from RefSeq and is a predicted model, not a curated record. Gene Ontology annotation, biological process: mitotic spindle organization.